CCCAGGUAAGAACAGAGCUCCACUACAGAUACCAACAAAUCUCUACCCAGGGAAGAACAGAGCUCCACGAUGCUGCUGAGAGAGGAGAUGUGGAGGCAGUUCAGAGACUCCUCUCCACUUCUGUCAAUAUCAACUCCAGGACUGAGGAUGAAGGACACACUGCUCUACUGUUAGCCUCUUGGAAAGGUCAUGUUGAGGUUGUACGUCUGUUGCUCAAGGCUGGAGCUGCUGUCUUCAUUCCGGACAAUGAACCCUGAACGCGCAUGCAAAGCGAAGGUUACAGUACUUGGUUUGUGUCCCUCUGUGUCUACAAUAGGUGAAUGGUGUAAUACAGCGGGACCCACUGGUUUCCCAUACAUUUUACUCCGUUUUAUAGAAUGUCAUUUCCCGCCUAUUACCAUAGAAAAAAUUUUGGUUUUUGCCUGCAAUUAUCAUUAUUGCGCAUGCGUGAUAAGGCAUUCUACAACCUUGGGCUGCAACUCUCCAUUCUCCAUUCUCCACCUGGCUUCCAUUUAGCUUAUGUAAACAUGGCCUAGCUUCGUUAGCUUAGCUAAACAAACUGCAUUGUGCGCUAUGUAUAUACAUACCCUGUGUAUACACAGUAUAGCCAGCCUGCAUUAUAAUUAUACAAGUGGAAAAAUCAUUUGUUCAAAAUGAAGGGGAUAUAGUGAUGGCUUGAAGCACCAAAAAGGAAGAACAAGGGGU
Geodia barretti is the source of this 705-nucleotide messenger RNA. NCBI's taxonomy places the organism in Eukaryota, Metazoa, Porifera, Demospongiae, Tetractinellida, Geodiidae. The record is from the annotation of a GenBank genome assembly.